Molecule: messenger RNA, 1614 nt
Organism: Penicillium verrucosum
Lineage: Eukaryota; Fungi; Ascomycota; Eurotiomycetes; Eurotiales; Aspergillaceae
Product: putative phosphatidylinositol-3,4,5-trisphosphate 3-phosphatase
Exons: 3
Coding region: 1-1614 (537 amino acids)
Biological process (GO): negative regulation of cell population proliferation; cell motility; regulation of phosphatidylinositol 3-kinase/protein kinase B signal transduction
Cellular component (GO): cell projection; nucleus; plasma membrane
Molecular function (GO): protein tyrosine phosphatase activity; protein tyrosine/serine/threonine phosphatase activity; phosphatidylinositol-3,4,5-trisphosphate 3-phosphatase activity
Source: RefSeq, a predicted model, not a curated record
AUGUCAUCAAUUCUCCGCCAGAUAGUCGCUGGUCCAAGACAACAACACCCAGAAGCAGGGCUAGAUCUCUGCUAUGUCACAGACAAUGUGAUUGCAACCUCCGGCCCAUCAGCAACAUAUCCACAGCGCGCCUACCGCAACCCACUACACGCCCUAGUGAACUUCCUCGACACGAAACAUGGCGCAAACUGGUGCAUCUGGGAAUUUCGCGCCGAAGGCACAGGAUACCCCGACUCAGAAGUCUACGGACGCAUCCACCACUUCCCCUGGCCAGACCACCACCCACCGCCAUUCGCGCAUAUUCCAAACAUAAUGGGCAGCAUGCGAAACUGGCUACAACGACUAGACGAGGGGAAAGAAUCACCAAACACCGACACAGACACGGACACGGACAAAAACCAACGGGUCGCCGUCGUACACUGCAAAGCAGGCAAAGGACGCAGCGGGACGAUCGCGUGCGCAUACUUGAUUAGCCAGGAGGGGUGGAAGAAGGAAGAUGCGCUGCAGCGGUUUACGGAUCGACGGAUGCGGGUCGGCUUCGGGAAUGGCGUUAGCAUCCCCAGCCAGCUGCGGUAUGUCGGGUACAUCGAUAAGUGGGCGAAUGAGAUGGGGAAGCAAUAUGUCGAGCGGCCGGUCGAGAUCCUAGAAGUUCACAUCUGGGGCUUGAGGGAUGGGGUGAAGGUUGCGGUGGAGGGGUAUGUGGACGAGGGAAAGAAAAUUAAGAGUGUGCAUCUCUUCCAUCGGAACGAGCGUACCAUCGUUGAAGACGAGGGCUCGACGUCUGAGGAACAAAAUCCUGGCAAGGGGAACGAUGUCACCACGCCAAAUCCAACCUCCAACCCCAAGCUCGAGAACACACUCCCUUCAUCGGCAACCUGGUCCCCGACCGUAUCAGGAUCCGACGUCUCUGGCUCGUCGUCCUCGGCGGGCAAUAGUAUCUCGGCAAUGAUCUUCAAACCCAACAAGCCGAUCAUUGUCCCCAGCUCGGAUGUGAACAUCGACUUCGAGCGCCGCAGCAAAGCAUCCUACACGGGCUUCGCGAUGGUAACUUCGAUCGCGCACGUCUGGUUCAAUACCUACUUCGAAGGCGGAGCCGAGCACGACUCGGGCGUCUUCGAGACGGAAUGGGACGCGAUGGAUGGGAUCAAGGGAAGCGCAAGGAAAGGGAUCCGGGCGUUAGACAAGCUGAAGGUUGUAUGGCGAUAUCCUGCGGCCGAGACCGUGGAAGCUAGUACAGCCACAAAGAGCAAAGACAAGGGGAAAGGAAAGAAGAGCGAGGACAGCAUUCCGGCAGCGGGGAGGCCGAUCAGCGAGCCCAAACCCGGUGAUCCCAUCCAUGAAAGCGAGCCGCCUGACUGGCGUGGACUGCCACAGGGAGAUAAGAAAGAGAACCGGCAUCCUUCUGGGAGUAUCUCAGACAAAAAUAAGGAACUGGGGCAUGCGCUGGAGAAAGAACUUGGGCUGCGGAAGCAGACGGGGGAUAGUCUUUCUGGGAGUGAUGAUGAAACCACAACUACUACCGAUGAUGAGGGCCGGAAGGUCAACGUCACGAAGGUGCAUAGUGAAGAGCUUGAGGGGGUGAAGACGCAGUAUGUGAAGAAUGGGGGGGAAUAG